UGGCAGCUGCCUGGCCUGUCCCACUUGCAUCGCAAACCUUCAACGUCGGUGGCAGUGUUGCCCUCUGCCACGCGAUCUCACUUCACUGCGCAAUAACUCUCUAGGCACGGCCUUUGCCUGCCUUCCCUCAUGACCUGCCACCAUGAAGUUCCAUAGCGCAACGCUGCUGGCAGUAUGCGCUCUGACCAUCGCCGCACCCUCUCCCCGCCACGAGCCACAACGACUAUCGCGAUGGGCAAGCAUCAAACAACACUUUCUGCAAUCCGUGCUAGGCUUCGAACAAUCCAAGGAUGAGCGCAUUGUGUUGUCAAAGGACGGCUGGGACCGACAGCUGCCAGCACAUACUGUUGCAAGAUAUGGCGGGGAUCUGGUGCUGCGAUUCAACAUCAGCACUUCAGAAGAGUCGGCCAGCCUGGCAGAGGCAGCGGAUACGUUGAUGCUGGAUGUGUGGGAAUUCGCGCAUGACUGGGUCGACAUACGCCUGUCGAAAGACAGCGUACCUCUGUUGCUCGGGUUGCUGCCAGACUCGCUCCAGCACGCGCACAAGCCGUUGAUCGGAGAGAAGGAAUUGUCCGAGGCCAUCAUUGCCAACUAUCAAAAAUCCACACACCGCAACACACCAGCCUUCAAUCAACCUACAGGGCGACCGCUCGGUGCCCUGGAGCGCGCCUCGGAAGCCGAUACCAACAUCUUCUUUGGAGACUUCCAGCCUUUCAAUGUGAUCGAGCCAUGGCUGCGCCUGAUGUCUUCUCUCUUCACAACGCACGUCAGACACAUUAACAUUGGUCUGUCAUACGAGGGCCGCAGCAUCCCAGCUGUACGAGUGGGUGUCCAUCCAACCAACAAUGAUGACCCAAAUCCUCCUCGACGAAAGACAAUCCUCAUCUCCGGAGGCCUACAUGCGCGCGAAUGGAUCAGUACCACGACGGUCAACUACAUCGCAUACUCGCUGAUCACCGGAUAUGGCAAGGACCAUAUGACCACACAGCUGCUGGAGAAUUUCGACUUUGUCUUCAUCCCCACUCUCAACCCAGACGGCUACAUCUACACCUGGGAGACUGAUCGUCUGUGGCGCAAGAACCGCCAGCAAACAGGCAUACGGUUCUGCCAGGGAAUGGACCUCGACCGCUCCUUCGGUUUCGAAUGGUCCGCAACAGACAACCCAUGUAGCGAAUCCUACACUGGUGAAUCCCCCUUCGAAGCCGUCGAAGCCAAACGCCUGGCAGACUGGGCCAAAAACGAGACCAAAAACAACAAUGUUGAUUUCGUCGGCUUUCUGGACCUCCACUCAUACUCACAGGAAGUACUCUACCCCUAUAGCUAUUCCUGCGAUGACGAGCCACCCGGAUUGGAAAACCUCGAAGAACUCGGCAUGGGAUUGGCCAAGGCUAUCCGUGCCACACAUGGUCGUAACUACGAAGUCAUGUCUGCGUGCGAGGGCAAUUCUGUUAUGACUUCGACUAACAAAAAGGUCCACUUGCGGCCUAGCGUAGAGGCCACGGGAGGUUCUGCAUUGGAUUUCUUCUAUCGCACGAUUGGAGUGCGAUAUGCGUACCAGUUGAAAUUGCGCGAUAGGGGUACCUACGGGUUCUUGCUGCCAAAGGAACAUAUUAUUCCCGCGGGCAAGGAAAUUCUCAAUGCUGUGUUAUAUUUCACUUCCUUCUUGAAUGAUGUGUAUUAUGCGUCUUCUGACAGUGGAAGCAAGGCGCCAAGAUUGACGUCGCUGGUGCCCGAAUUUGAGGAGGCGGCGCGAAGCCUGCUGGACCAGUCUGACAUUGCGAGAGAUGAAGAAGAUGAUGAUCCGUGGGUGGUUAUCGAAGACUUGGAAAUUGAAGAAGCAAAGCUUGAUUUGAAGCGGCGACGGAGGAGAUAGUCUUGAGACUGAAGCAGAACUAUGUUUUAAUGAAAUCAAAUUUUUCAUCAUGCAGCAUCUCAAGACAUGCUUGCACGG
Cercospora beticola is the source of this 1951-nucleotide messenger RNA. RefSeq names its product M14 family metallopeptidase. NCBI's taxonomy places the organism in Eukaryota, Fungi, Ascomycota, Dothideomycetes, Mycosphaerellales, Mycosphaerellaceae. Gene Ontology annotation, molecular function: metallocarboxypeptidase activity; zinc ion binding. Gene Ontology annotation, biological process: proteolysis. The record is from RefSeq and is a predicted model, not a curated record.